Schizosaccharomyces cryophilus OY26 is the source of this 983-nucleotide messenger RNA. Its product is annotated as pseudo ring cleavage dioxygenase. NCBI's taxonomy places the organism in Eukaryota, Fungi, Ascomycota, Schizosaccharomycetes, Schizosaccharomycetales, Schizosaccharomycetaceae. The record is from RefSeq and is a predicted model, not a curated record. The transcript has a single exon. The coding region runs from base 141 to 521 and encodes 126 amino acids.
AAUUUAUUUACUUAAAGCGUGAAAUUAGAUUAUCUCACUCAGAUCUUUUUAGUAGGUUUUGCUUUGAUUAUAUUGACUGAUUCAGAACUUAUAUAAUCACGCUUUUGUUAAUCAUCAUUUGUGUUUACUAUACAACUACCAUGAUUGAUCGUGUGGAUCAUUUCGUAUUGACAGUUCGCAACCUCGAAAGAAGUAGAGAUUUUUACGUAAGAGGAUUAGGAAUGGGUCUUGAAUCUUUUGGGAAUGGACGUACAGCUCUUACUUUUGGAAAUCAAAAGAUUAAUCUUCACAUUGCAGAGGGAUCCCCAAUUUUACCUCGUGCUAGUUUUCCAACUCCUGGAAGCGCAGACAUUUGUUUUAUUUGUAGCAUUUCAUUACAAAAUGUCAUUGAAAUUUUGAGAGAACGUAACUUACCUAUUGAGUUAGGUCCUGUCGAACGUACAGGUGCUAAGGGACGCAUUGAGUCCAUUUAUCUUCGAGAUCCAGAUAUGAAUUUAAUAGAACUCUCCGAGUAUAAAUAGUUGGUACCUAUAUUAGUUCUCCAAAGGGUCGGUGCCUUUCUCCUUGGGAUACGCAGGAAGUGUUUGCAUGCAGCUUUGCAGGUUGCUUAGCUUAACAAGACGACUUGGGUAAGUUCGCACAAAAAGUUCCUACUUGCUUCUUGUGGGAGCAUGAAUAUUAUUAUAAAGUAUGAGCGGUAUUUUGAAUGGAAUAAGGACUGGGUGUUUAUUAUGUACUGCUAAGCUACGUUGAAAUUAAUAAUUGGACUUUUGACUCGUCUGGUUGACGAACUAAGAUGUAGUAUCAUUAACACGUUCAUUAAUUCGACCAGCAAAAUCUUCCUAACUGGAGGUUUUGUAGAAGAGCUGUCUUGUUAUGUAUAUUUAUGAUAUUAUAGCAUAUAAACAAAAUGUGACUGAUGAGUAUAUAUAGUUUUGUUAAUCAAAUCAAUUAGGUCAAUCAGGAAAUUUUUUUAUUCGAAC